AUGGCACUCGUCACCAUCUCCGGCUUCCCAUCCUCGGGCAAGUCGACACGCGCACGCCAGCUUCAUGACUACCUCCAGGAGCGUAUAGCUGCGCCAGACUACGACGGGCCCAAGUUUGACGUCGUGGUGGUUGACGACACUGGGUGUCACGUGUCCAGGAGCGCGUAUGAUGACAGCAAGACCGAGAAGCCUGCGCGGGCAGCUCUCUUCACGGCUGGUACCCGCUCCCUCCGGCCUGACACUAUUACGAUCCUCGACAGCGCCAACUACAUCAAGGGUUUCCGGUAUCAACUCUAUUGCGCAGCGCGAGAGGCGGGGACGAGACCAGAGGAGGAGCGCUACGCGCAGGCGACCUUCGACAACCUGAUCCAACGGUACGAGGAGCCGAACUCGAUGGUACGCUGGGACUCUCCCCUCUUCACAAUCCCGUGGGACGAGGAUCUGCCGGGUGAGGAGAUCUGGGCCGCGAUCCGGACGGGUGUGAAGCGUCCGCCGAACCAGGCCGUCAACCAGCGUAGCACACCGCCACCAGGCACGCUGCAGACGCUGACGAAAACGACGAGCGCGAUUGUCAGUGCUCUCCUCGCGCACCUCGCUGCCGGACCAACGCCGACAUUCCCCAUCCCGUCACCUCCGGCGCCUGCAGGCCUCGUCCUCCAUCUUCCGAACCACAAGCCGACACUGAGCGAGAUGCAGCGCCUCAAGCGCCAGUUUGAGGCGACGCAGACUGGCGCACAGCGUUCAGGUGGGGGGGCGGCGGGUAGCUGGACUGAGCCGCAGGUAGCUGCUAACUUUGUCACGUUCCUCGAGAACAUUUGGGAGUCGCGCUAG
Molecule: messenger RNA, 831 nt
Organism: Cutaneotrichosporon cavernicola
Lineage: Eukaryota; Fungi; Basidiomycota; Tremellomycetes; Trichosporonales; Trichosporonaceae
Gene: KTI12
Exons: 4
Coding region: 1-831 (276 amino acids)
Biological process (GO): tRNA wobble uridine modification
Source: RefSeq, a predicted model, not a curated record